AUGCCCGAGUUUGACGAUGUUACUCAACCGCCACAUUAUCGGCCACAACUUGAUUACAAUCCAGUUUCGGUCAUUGACCGAUACACUGUCUUGUUGAAGGAUGGAGAAACAACUGCAACUAUUUAUCCUAUUCAUGAUGUGAACGAACUUCCUCCGGGACUUUUGGCGUUCUUGUGUGAUGAGUUCAAUAUGGAAAUUGAACGUGGUGAUACUUUCCCCUUUUUCGAUACUUUACAUAUCGAGACAUUUCAAAAUUAUUGGUUUGGAUCUUUCACAGCAGUGAUGGUGUUGGGUGAUUUACCAACUUUACAAGGUGCUAGACAAUGGGAAAAGGAAUGUUUAGGUACAUUCUUCAUCAAGCCAAACUAUCCAGGAAGAUGUCUGCAUAUAUGUACUGCUGGGUUUCUUGUUAAUGCCGGUAUUCGUGGGAAAGGGAUCGGUCGUACAUUAGCUGAUUGUUAUUUACAAUGGGCUCCAAGAUUGGGAUAUACUUACUCAAUUUUUAAUUUGGUAUUUGAAACAAAUGUUGCUGCAAGAAGAAUUUGGGAAUCUUUAAAUUUCAAAAGAGUUGGAAGAGUUAAAUCUGCAGGGAUUUUGAAAGGUCAAGAUACAGCUGUAGAUGCUAUCAUGUAUGGAAGAGAAUUGAUAAAUAAUUCUGAUCCUGCAAUUGGAGCCUAUAGAUUUGAUAAAAUCAAAUUUUAUUUGGAAACAGGGAAAUAUCCUGCCAUGGCUGAUCGUCAAGAAAAAUCAAGAUUAAGAUCUUCAGCUUCACACUAUAGAUUAGAAAAUGGGAAAUUAAUGUUAAAUGGUAGAGAAGUUGUUUCUGAUCCAGUCAAACAAAUCCAAAUAUGUAAUGACGUGCAUAUGACCAACCAUGGAGGAAUUAAUAAAACCACCGCUACCAUUACUGAGAAGUACCAUUGGACAAGAAUCAAGGAUACAGUUGCCACGGCAAUCAAAAACUGUCCUGAAUGUAGGGAUCCUAAUAAAAGUCAACCAGUUCUUAAAAGAGGAAUUGUUCAUCCACUGCAUAACAUUUCUAAGAAAGGUGGGCAUCUCAAUGGACAUCACCCCCUGCUUCGCAAAAACGGAUCUUCUUCAGUUGUCAAUGGUGUGAAUAAGUUGGGAAGCUCUGCAGGUAUGCGUAGAAAUGAUAGCGAAGAAGUGGAGGCCAUGGUUGCUGCUGCACAGCAACUCCAUAAUUUACCAGCUAGACACGAUACAGCUGAAAGUUUAUUAACUCAUGAUUUAUCUGGUUUGGAUGAUGGAAUUAUAGCAGCUGUCGAGGCAGCACAACGAUCACAUCAACAAGAACAACAUCAACAUCAACACCAUCAUCAAGAUGAUCAACAACAACAGCAACAGCAACAACUGCAGGAUCCUUCAUCUGCUCAAUCCUUACAACAGCAUCAUAGUCACCAUGCACAUACUCAACCACAUCAAACUUAUGCUUCUGUUGCUGCCGCUGCUGUACAAGAUACACCAUAUGACCAAUAUGAUGAAGAUUUCUCAACACAUGAAGAUUAUGGUACUGGAGCUACACAUUCUCCAAAUCGUGUCAUUAAACGGAAACCCAAUAAUAAUAACAAUAAUAACAACAUCCCGGUUGAUCCUGCGGUGACUGGAUUUGAUGAUCAUAACCACGAUGAAGGUGGAGAAGAAAUGGAAAUUGCAAGAGCAUUGAUUCAUGCAAAUGAGGCUACCGAUGAUAAUUCAGGUACAAACGUCGAUGGGAAACCAGAACUUUCCAACAAUAGAGACGAUGAUGAAACAAAUAUAUUCUUCAAAGAAAAUCAAGAAUAG
Molecule: messenger RNA, 1803 nt
Organism: [Candida] anglica
Lineage: Eukaryota; Fungi; Ascomycota; Pichiomycetes; Serinales; Debaryomycetaceae
Source: the annotation of a GenBank genome assembly